AUGGAAGCGGAUUAUGAACAUGAACUGCGUAUGGCUGCUCUGAGCAGAAGAUUAAGACACCUCUGGCCAAAAAGAAAAACUGCAGUUGUAGAUGAUUAUAUCACAGAGGAAAAUUUGCGGAAUGGGGAAAAAAUUGCUUUCGGCAGAUUACAUGGAAGUCAGGAUGUGAAUUUCCAAGCUUUUCAGACAACUAUGAAGAAAGCUUGGAAAUGUGAGAAUGUGACCUGUACGCAGUUUCUUCCUGGCCUCUUCCAAUUCGAGUUUCCAACGAUAGAGGAAAAGUUGAGAAUCCUGGAGUCCGGGCCAUGGUCUUUCACCCGCCAUGUGCUUGUUCUUAGGCCUUGGGAACCUGGUGUUCUACCGCAAUGUAUUAAGUUUGAUUCCUACGCCUUCUGGAUGCAUAUUCAUGGGCUUCCCGUGGAGGGGAGAACGGAAGAAGUAAUUAGAAACAUUGCAGGGAAAUUAGGAGAAGUUCUCGAUGUGAAGGUUGAAGCAAGGGGUUUUUCUGCUCUGACUGUGGGAAAAGCAAAAGUUAUAUUAGACUUAUCUUGUCCCCUUGAGUCUGGAAUGAUCUACAGUUUCAAGGGUAAGGAACACUGGCUGGAUUUUCGUUAUGAAAGACUUCCUGUGUAUUGUUUUUCAUGUGGACGACUAGGUCAUUAUGCCCAAAAAUGCAAAGAGAUACCUUACGAUGAGGAGUUCCUCUCAAAUGAUGACAACUUACUCUAUGGCUCUUGGCUCAAGGCGGAGUUCAACACUUUUAGUCCUUUCUGGAAGUCUUUCUAUGAACCACCUUUGGAGGUGCAGACUGAUGUUGAGAGUGCUCCUGAAAAUCCCGAAAUCCUUGAACAACAUGAAACCCUCGAAAUUGUUGCCAAUGACCCUCUAGAAGAAAGAGGAAAAAGGAAAAUGACAGACAUAAUAGGAAUGCGCUGA
Messenger RNA from Rhodamnia argentea, 936 nucleotides. RefSeq lists its product as uncharacterized. Bases 1 to 936 code for a protein of 311 amino acids. The record is from RefSeq and is a predicted model, not a curated record. Gene Ontology annotation, molecular function: zinc ion binding; nucleic acid binding. The transcript has a single exon. NCBI's taxonomy places the organism in Eukaryota, Viridiplantae, Streptophyta, Magnoliopsida, Myrtales, Myrtaceae.